Molecule: messenger RNA, 1959 nt
Organism: Seminavis robusta
Lineage: Eukaryota; Bacillariophyta; Bacillariophyceae; Naviculales; Naviculaceae
Source: the annotation of a GenBank genome assembly
AUGACGACCGAGACGGCUCCUUCUUUUUCGUCACGAGAACGUGUGUUGGUGGCAGCAGCAGCGUCGGGGCGAGCGGUCGAUGUUCGAAUGGAAUCCGCCAUGUCGUUGACCACUACCACGGGUAGCAUUCGAAUGACACCCUUUCCCAAGGACGUCAUGGACAUGCUGCAACAGCACAAUGCCACUCGAAUUUUAGUGCAAGUCGGAACCAGUGCCUCUCGUGAAUUUGGCAGUCAUCCACUGGAUACCGUCGAGCCGUGGCACUCCUCGGAAGAUGGCAAUAAUAUGCAUCGAUUGGAUCUGGGGCCAUCGGGAGUCCGCGUCCAAGUGACCCUACGAGUGCAGGACGCUGCUACUGUUACUCCCUCUAGCCUGUAUAACCAAUUCGAAGCGGUCUUGCACGACUUGGUGGCUCGUCGCAUCAUCCUGGCGCCCUUCUUUUCCAUUUCGGUACCCAGAUUGCAUCGGCAUUGGAUUUCCUGGUGGGACAACAACCAUCAUGCUGACGAUGAUAACAACAAUCAACGAUUGCGCCAUUUCGAAGUGAUUUUACCCACCGAAGGGGCCGCCUUGUCUUCGGAAGGAAUGCGGGAAUUUGCUUUGGCUUUCUCGCCGUGUCACAAUCAAUCGGGAAUCUUUCAUUGGAAUGAACCCAAAAUCAUGUCCGAGUUGUUCGUCAAGCGACAGAGCUCCUCCAGACACUCGAUUUGGAUUCAAUUGGAACAACAGCAGCACCAAUCAUCAUCUACCACAAGAUUCGUCAAGGGACUCCAAUUUCAACAAUCUCUGGCAAAAGAAGAAGAAUCUUCCAAACUUCCACUUACAUGUACUGAUUCUCCCAAGGACACAGCGAGCAAAUCCGUCGCCCUUGCUGAUUUGUUUCCCCAAUCAACGCGACAUCGAUCCUGUCCUUUUGUCCAACAAGCGACUCUGGAGACGAUUCAAUCACCACAGCUGUCACUAUUACAACAAGAAGAAGAAGAAGGUAGUGCUGCUUCGUUGUCCUCUGCAACUAUUAUUCAUUCACGUGCAUUAAGUCCCAAGCAGUGGAAAGAACCCUGGAUGACCAUUCUACCCACACCAGAAGAACCACCACAAUCCACACGCUAUCAAGUCCAUCAGGCCCUUCGACGACCUCGAGGUGUCUCCUAUUCGGGACAAAUCGUUACCGAAGUUGUGGUGACGGCACCUCCUGACAAUUGUCGUCAAGUAUCCGUCGACAUUUCCUGGUUCUUGCCUCCCAUUGUCGUGCCACAGUGGCAAUCACUACGAGUGGUUUGGGAAGAUGCAGAACAACGAGUGGAACGCUUGUUGGAUUGGCGACAAGAUUUGCAGGCAUCCAUCACUAUGAUUGACCGUCAUGGUACCAACGAUCUCCACCAUCAAAACGUAUUUGACGAUGGAACUCUGUUUUUCCGAAUCCCUCAUUGGAAUGUUACGACCACAACGAAAUCACGACCACAUAGUCUGUCCAUUUCACUUGAUUAUCGACCGGCCUUUUUGUCGUUUGAGCACUUUCCGGGAGAUGCCAAUCGAGGUGUGGAGAUCCCACCUGCCAAAGCAACCUUUACAUGCCAACAACAACCACCCAUCCAUUUAUACUCCAAUUCUCUUCUCUUGUUGCCGCCAGUACCCGAUAUGAGCAUGCCGUUCAAUGUACUGAGCAUGUCCUGCAGUCUCUACGCCUUUGUGGUCGGAUCCAUUCUCAAUCUACUCAUUCGCAAGGGAAGUGAACGGGUGCAACGCACGUAUGAUCCCUCCAAGGUGCCACCACCCGGUAAACUACGACAGUUGGUUGGCAAAAUCAAGGAAAAAGUGCAGGCAUUGAAAGGAAAAUCAAAGGAAAGUUCUGCUGCAGCAGCAACAGGAGAGAAUGCUGGCGAGACAACCAAAGAAGAAGCUGUUGGCGUGGCUGAAGACCCUGUUGACGGCGACAACGCCGGUGACGAGACUCACUAA